GCAUACACCCACCAACUCCAAACUAUACAGAAUCUCCUCCCCGAGUAUAGUGUGAAUAAACAAAACCCCAAGGAACAUUUAUCAGAAAAAAGACACUGAAGAUGUGCGGCCCUUCCCGCCCAAGCUCUGGCUCUCUCAUCGCUGUUAUCUUCCCUUCAUCAUCAUCAUCAACAACCUCUCCUCCCUCUUCGCCUUCAUCACCCUCCUCAAAUGACUCCACAUCACCAACAACAAACCCAUCAUACUACCUCUUCUUCAAAAACACCACACACCCAGCAGCGUCAGAUACUCAAACAGGAAAAGAAUCGAGAACAACAACAACAAAAGCCCUCUUCCGCAUCCCAGACCCUCUCACUCGCAGAUCAUUCCAGGAAAGUGCGGCGGUGUAUAUGCGGAUUGA
Messenger RNA from Aspergillus piperis CBS 112811, 400 nucleotides. RefSeq lists its product as uncharacterized. The annotation marks the transcript as partial. The transcript has a single exon. The record is from RefSeq and is a predicted model, not a curated record. Lineage: Eukaryota; Fungi; Ascomycota; Eurotiomycetes; Eurotiales; Aspergillaceae.